GAUGGGGAGGAGAAGGAGGAGGGAGGGGUGGCCUGUUGGGGGGAGUCUUUGCUCAACUGGUGUCAGGCACCCAUCUGUGUGACUCCUGAAAGGAAAAUUAAUGCGUGAAAGUAGAAGUCACUGAUAAUCUAUAGGAGGUUCUGUGCACUUUUAUCCAACUAGAUAUCUCUCUUAAAACUCCCCAAGCACGCGCAGCCCUUUUGUUGCUUUAUUGAAAGAGGAGCGCUGAUUUUUUUUUCUUCUCUCUUUCUCUUUCUCCCUCUCUGUUUCUCUUGCAUUCAGAGCUGAGUCGACCGGAGGGGAAAACUACCAUCAAGCAAUUUGUAAAAGCCAGACCGGUGGCGUCAUUGCCUGCUCCAUAGUACGCGCAACAGCACGACUCUCCCGCUGCAUUUAUUCACCGCAUAUUCUCAAGUUGCUCUGUGGCCCCCGCACACUGGAGUGAAAGCAAACCUGUCCGUCCAAGACUGGUCCUCAUAACACAAUGCGUAUUUGUUCGAUUUAUGUCACCCUGGCACUUGGAUUUGGAGGUUUUGCGCAAGAAGUGUCACAGACUAAUAGAGUUUUUUCUACUCGUCGCUGGACUGAUGGUGUUAUAAAAGAGAAGGUAUUGUGCCGCGCACUCCCCCUACACCACAUCUGUAGUACACUGUCUCCAGUUUUACGCUGGGGAAGAAUACUCUCUUCCUUCACAGAUGUUGCCGGAGAGCAUUUUCUACCCGCAACUUAGUGUGCAGCUCAAAUGUUGCCACACAUGCUUUGGUGUACUCGGAGCACGUCCAGAUAAUCUCCAUUUACAUUGGACUGUACUCUUCAAGAUACCCAAGAGUUCCCGUUGUGUCGGCUGUGCGUCAUCCAUGCCUGAUUAGACUUGUAGUCUGACGUCGCCGAGCACCAUUCAAGCAAAACACCUCAUACAACGUUGAAAAUCUAAAUUGAUUUUUUUUUUUUCAACAACCAUCCGGAGUGACGAAAACCACUGUUUUCAUAAAGACGUGGAUCAACAAGUUUCCUCCAGUGCGUAAUUUCCAUCUAAGCGGGGUUCAAGCAUAAUCCGCGACGCACGUGAUCGACAAAUCACUUCAGCUGCAAAUAUUUCUCAUUUGUCAAGAGAAAUAAGCCCCGGACUGUCCACGGAGACACAUCUUGUCCGAUUACCGCGGGAAUCAGGAGCAGACCGGCUCCAGCUCCAUGCCUCGCUGCGUCUCCAGAUGCUCUGCUGGCCACCACAUGGUAACUUUGCGCACACAGCACGCUGGAAAGAUGACAUAUACAGCAAGGAUCUGAAUGAAUGGGACUGAGAUUUCUUCGCAUUUCUCUUCUCGUCUCCCACAGACUGUUGUAUGUGUUGUAUAUCCCGCUGGUUGAAGGUGUCUCACGUUAUCAGCAGAUAUCGACUCAGCGGUGGGUAGAUCCAUCAUUCGAAUUGGGAGCAGCAAAUGUCGAAGAAACGGAAAAGUCCUGACGACCAGGGCUUUGAGGAAUCUCCGCUUGCAGGAUGCAGCGACCAAGUCUGCUGCUGCACAUCCACAGCGGAGCCACCACGCCGAGGAGGCGGACCGACUGUAGCUACACCUCGGCCAGCGGUGCUGGGUUAUAGCGCUGGUGGUGGGGGGGUGGGGGCAGCACACUGCUCUUCUUGCCCUUCCUAAAACCGUGCACAGCCUCAAGCAUUGAGGACACCAUCACCUCAGCGCGUCCUGGAAUAGUUUUGCUUUUUGCCCAGACGCACCAAGUUGCAGCUGCAGAGGCGCACUUUUCUCCGUGGCUCCUCUCUCCUCUUGCGCUCACAAUCCGACAUGGAAGAUGGUCCGUCUUCAACAAGCUGUUUCAGAAGGUUAACGGACUGUUUCCUGGGUGCAAGCUUGACAGAUGAGAAAGUGAAGGCCUACCUCUCGCUGCACCCGCAGAUGCUGGACGACUUUGUGUUGGAGAGUGUGAGUGCAGAGACGUUGGACAGAUGGCUGAAGAGGAAGACCAGCAGCAGGCCUGCAGAUGACACAUCAGCUAAAGAAGUCAGCAGGCAGUACCAGGACACAAAUAUGCAGGGUGUGGUGUACGAACUCAACAGCUACAUAGAGCAGCGCCUGGACACUGGAGGAGACAACAAACUCCUGCUCUAUGAGUUGUGCAACAUCAUCAAAACAGCAACAAAAGCUGAUGGAUUUGCACUUUACUUCUUGGGAGAAUGCAACAAUAGUUUAUGUAUGUUCACUCCAACGGGGGCCAAGGAUGGCCCUCCAAGCCUCAUCCCCUCAGGCCCCAUUGCAUUUGGGACAACCAUUGCCGCUCAUGUUGCCAAGACUCGCAAAACACUGCUAGUAGAGGACAUCAUGGGGGACGAGCGCUUCCCCGACGGCACAGGGCAGGACUCAGGGAUCCAUGUUCACUCUGUCCUGUGCCUCCCCAUCCUCACUGCCAUCGGGGACCUCAUUGCCAUCCUGGAGCUGCAUCGGCACUGGGGCAAGGAGCCCUUCAACCUCAGCCACCAGGAGGUUGCAACAGCUAAUUUAGCCUGGGCGUCAGUUGCCAUUCAUCAAGUACAGGUGUGCAGAGGCCUCGCCAAACAGACUGAGCUCAAUGACUUCCUACUAGAUGUGUCAAAAACAUACUUUGAUAACAUUGUGGCAAUAGAUUCUCUACUUGAACAUAUUAUGAUAUAUGCAAAAAACCUGGUGAAUGCGGACAGGUGCGCACUCUUCCAGGUAGAUCACAACAACAAAGAACUGUACUCUGACCUGUUUGAUAUCGGGGAGGAGAAAGAAGGCAAACCUGUCUUUAGGAAAACCAAAGAAAUUAGGUUUUCUAUAGACAAGGGAAUAGCUGGCCAAGUGGCUCGGACAGGGGAGGUCUUAAAUAUCCCAGAUGCCUAUGCAGACCCACGGUUCAACCGUGAGGUGGACCUGAAAACCGGCUACACCACGCGGAACAUCCUGUGCAUGCCCAUCGUGAGCAGGGGGACCGUUAUAGGUGUGGUGCAGAUGGUGAACAAGCUAAGCGGAAGUGCCUUCACUAAAACAGAUGAGAACAACUUUAAGAUGUUUGCUGUCUUUUGUGCUCUGGCCUUACACUGUGCAAAUAUGUACCACAGGAUCCGGCACUCUGAAUGCAUUUACAGAGUGACGAUGGAAAAACUGUCUUAUCACAGCAUCUGCACAUCAGAGGAAUGGAAGACCCUGACCCAGCUCAACCUCCCCACACCCAUUUAUAAAGAGAUCGAAAUGUUCCACUUUGACAUCAGUCCCUUUGAGGAGAUCUGGCCCGCUGUCUUUAUCUACAUGGUUCAUAACUCCUGUGGAAAGACCAGCUUCGAGCUGGAGAAGCUGUGCCGGUUCACCAUGUCUGUACGGAAGAACUACCGACGUGUGCCCUACCACAACUGGAAGCAUGCAGUGACGGUGGCACACUGUAUGUACGCCAUCCUACAGAAAACCACUGGGAUCUUCACAGAGCUAGAGAAGAAAGGUCUGUUGAUAGCCUGUCUGUGCCAUGAUCUGGACCAUCGGGGGUACAGCAACGCCUACCUGCAGAAGUUUGACCAUCCGCUGGCUGCUCUGUACUCCACCUCCACCAUGGAGCAGCACCACUUCUCUCAGACUGUCUCCAUCCUACAGCUGGAAGGGCACAAUAUUUUCUCCAACCUGAAUUCCAUCGAGUACGAGCAGGUGCUGGAGAUCAUCCGGAAGGCGAUCAUCGCCACAGACCUCGCCCUGUACUUCAACAACCACCAGCAGCUGUCGGAGCUGCUGACCACCGGCGGGCUGGACUUUAACAACCACUCACACAGGGACCGUGUGAUUGGUCUGAUGAUGACAGCAUGUGACCUGUGCUCUGUUACCAAGCAAUGGCAAAUCACACGACUCACAGCCAACGACAUCUAUGCUGAGUUCUGGGCUGAGGGAGAUGAGAUGAAGAAGAUUGGGAUACAGCCGAUCCCUAUGAUGGACAGAGACAAGAAGGCCGAAGUUCCCCAGGGCCAAGUGGGAUUCUACAAUGCUGUUGCAAUUCCGUGUUACACGACACUAUCUGAGCUCUUCCCUCCAUCCGGUCCUCUUCUAAAAGCCUGCAAGGAGAACCUGGGCCAGUGGGAGAAGAUAGCACGGGGAGAGGUGGAGGACGUAGUGCCCAGUCGACCUUGCGAUUCAGGCCCUGUCAAGGUGGACAACUGACUACCAAAGGGGUUGCUGGCCCACCAAAGGAGUACAACCUGAAUCCUGCCAUGGACCUGGAACUUUGUAGGAGGAAAAGCCCACAUCCUGUGUUAGCAGGAGACAGAUCAGCUAAAGGCGACUUGACUUUGAAAACACACAGUUACCUCAUUGGGUGACGGAGGUGUCAACACUGGCGGUUUCACCGAUCCCAGAGACUGACAGACAGCUGAUGGGGCUGAGGGACUUCAACCCAUCACCCUGCGUCCACUCAGCUUGGGAAUUCAUUUGGUAGAUUGGACUUGUGCCGUUUUGGUUGUUUUAGUUUGGCUGUUUUAUGUUUUUUUUUUUUUUUUUCUUUUUAUGGUCUUGUAUUUGCAGAGGCCUUACUCUGAACCUUUCACAGGCUAGGUUAUGUGAAAUCUUGUUGUCGGUUCAGGCUUUUUUGAAAAUGGUACUGUUUGCCUUCUGUGGUAGGUUUAUCGUACGCGCACUACUUCAGCAAGGUGUUCCCAGAGACAGAAGGAAUGUGUAGAGCAGAUGUAUGGUGUAAUGCCACCUUAUUGAGAAGGUGGGUGUCAGAAUGUUUUUUUAUUACUUUUUGAGCAAAAAUCCUUUGCAGUACUUGAAUAAAGAGAUACAGCCUAUUCUAUGUGGAAAUUGCAGAAAUCCCCCCCCCCCCCCCCCCCCCCCCCGCAGCAUAUUCUACUAAACGUGGAUGAACUGCGAUGAGAGGAGUUAGAUAAUGUCGACACUUGUGAACACAAGUCACAAGAGAGUCACAAUGUUUCUCCCUGAAGUGGACCCCCCACAGCACUGCCCCCUGGCUCCCCCUGGCAUUUAGGAACCUGCUGCAUAGUACAUCAACUUUUCCUCUGAUCAACAGGAUCUGACCCCAGGCCAGCAGUCAUAAUGUUUGUAGGAUGGAGUUCACGAGACAAAAAAGAAAAAAGAAAAAGAAAAAAUGAAAAGCGAGAUGCACAAAUAGCAUCCCUUUAAAUCGUUUAUAGUAAGCAAAGACUGCAUACGAUUGAAUUUCCACUCUCAUAACAUUUCUCACACCACUAUCACAUCAUGAAUUAUUUUACACUACAGUCUGGUUCCUCCUAUUAAUCAGUAAUCGCCUCUACACAGUUAAAAUGAGGAUACUGCACAAGGUGGUUAAGUGGAUUAUAACAAAAUGAGUUUCUUUGCAGAGACAGAACAAACUUUUUACAGGCUGACUACCAAGUGUAAUGUCAAGGCAGCACCCUGAUCUAUGACACAUAGUGAAAGUGUGAUGAAUUUUAAAGAUGUAAAUUAAAUUAAGCGUGAAGGGCGGAAUAAGUAGUAGCCUGCUCAGUCUCAGAUGUUUUCUCUUUUUGACAUAAACGGGUGUCCUUGCAGGGUCAAAGUCGUAGUAUGAAACAUCAGUGACACUGAACACUUUGUCAUAUUGCUGUUGAUGCAGGGCACAGCAGCUCAACAGACGUCUCAGCACCUGUCAGCUUCGUAUUUUCCCAUACUGUCAAACCUGUUAAGCUAAAGUGCAUCAUAUGUCUAUGUCUGGGACUGCAACUCAAAGAAUGUUGGUUGACUCUUUUUUUUGCUGGUUGUGUGACAGAAGUUCCCCUCAUGUCCACGACCUGCCCGAAGGAAAUAAAUCAUCUUCUCUCCCGCUCAGCCUCCUGCGUCGUGCGAAGGGGGGUGCAUUUGGACUGAUGACAAAUGAGUUCCCAAGAUCUUCCAAAAGACAAAUUAUUUUUGUCUGAAACUGUCAUUCCAGUGGACAUUGUCCCUCCAAGACUGAAAUUGCCGCUCUAAUCAUUUGUUUUCGACUGGUACUGUGCCCUGCCCCCACCCCCCACCCCGACCCCCACGACCCACCCACCUGCCCCCCACCCCCCACCCCAAUGGUGUGAAUGUACAUUUUGAUGAAUGUUUCGUUGAUUGCAGAUCCUCAGUGGUGGCAUGUGGGUUAUAGUGCGCCAUCAGUUUCCAUGAUGUCCUCUGUCUUACUCUUUUCAGAAUUGCUUCCAGUAAGCUUCAACCAAGAGCAACAAUUAGCAUGCACCUGAACUGAAGUUUAUAUAUAGUUUUGCGUACACGGUAAUAGGUGUAUACUGAGUACAAUCUAGGAACUAGUUUGUACAGACUGAGACAGUCGCUCUGAUGGUGCUAAACUGAACGGCAGUCAUGCGCUUUCUGACCGGGUGUGUAGACUGUAUGUAUGUGUGUGUGUGUGCGAGUGUGAGAGAGUGUGUUGUGCAUGUCUGUGUGAGUGUGUGUGAGAAAGAGAGAGAGAGAAAGCCUUUGACUGUCUCUUUCCCCACUCCAACCCCACAUGAGAACAUGGUUAAGUCCAUAACACUGCACUGUCCCUUCUACUUUUCAGCACCUGUUAUAUCCGAUUGUCUGCACUAUGUUUAGCUUAUGAUCUUUAUCAUUAUUAUUAUUAUUGAUGAUUAUUAUUAUUGCUCUUAUUACUAUUGUUAUUUUCUUAAUUAGAGUUAAAUUUAAAUUAACUUAUAUUUUUUAUACAAAGAAAAAUAAUGUUGGCCUUUUUGUUUUGUACAAAGUAAACAUCAAGAUAAACAAAACGGUCUAGACAUGUUACUGUUACCCAGAAUAAUUGAGGAAUGUCUCAACUGUAAAUGUAAGAGCAGUAGCCCAAAUGACUUUUAUUAAAUACCUGAAAAAAAAUUCUGUUUUCCAGAUCAUUCUUUAUUUCAUGUCUGAGCUGCCUUUUUAUUUGCAUUUAUUUAACUUUCAAUGCAUAUUGUUUUAUUGAUAGAGCUGCAGAGUCAGUGACAGUGUUGGGGGAGGAUGCAUCACUCCUGAUUGGUUAACAUUACGUUAUGUUGGUUUCAUUAUCCCAGAGAUAUGUCAAUGUCAUUUCUUUCUGCAAUUUUUUUUUGAUAGUCAAAAUAUGAAUAAAAAUUGGGAUCUUCACAAUGA
Molecule: messenger RNA, 7085 nt
Organism: Seriola aureovittata
Lineage: Eukaryota; Metazoa; Chordata; Actinopteri; Carangiformes; Carangidae
Gene: pde10a
Product: phosphodiesterase 10A
Exons: 23
Coding region: 1800-4169 (789 amino acids)
Biological process (GO): signal transduction; negative regulation of receptor guanylyl cyclase signaling pathway
Molecular function (GO): protein binding; 3',5'-cGMP-stimulated cyclic-nucleotide phosphodiesterase activity
Source: RefSeq, a predicted model, not a curated record